AAAGAAAGCGUCUCAUCCUCGACCAUGACUCGAGACGACUGUACUGUGUUCAGUAGCGAUCCACAAUCCUGGGUUGGGCAGCACUUCUUGUCAGCUACACAGAUUACUUUACCGGCAUUGGAGCUACUUCUACGUGAGGCGGAGGCUAUGAAAGAGCUUGUGAAAGUUCAUGGCGGCGAUCUACGGUUGCAAGGACGCGUUUUAGGAAGUAUAUUCUUCGAACCCUCAACACGGACGACGUCAUCUUUCCAAGCGGCAUUUCAACGGCUUGGGGGAAGUUGCAUACACGUGAAUGAGUCCAGCUCCAGCGCGCAAAAAGGAGAGACUCUAAGUGAUACCGUGAGAUCCAUGGCAUGCUAUUGCGACGUUGUGGUCUUGCGGCAUCCUGUCCAGGGAAGCGUGCGCGAGGCUGCAAUGACCUGCCCAAAACCUCUUCUGAACGCGGGCGAUGGAACAGGAGAACAUCCCACGCAAUCACUGCUGGACCUCCUCACAGUGAAGCUGGAGGUCGGAGAGAUAAGAAAUAAGACAGUUGCCUUUGUAGGAGAUUUAAAACAUGGACGCACUGCGCAUUCUUUUGCGCGCUUGUUGUGUUUGUUUAGUGGCAUCCGGCUGAUCUAUGUGAGCCCCCAAUCCUUGGCGAUGCCGGAAGAAGUGAAGAAAUAUGUAGAUAGCCGUGGGAUUCAACAGCAUGAGUACUUUACGCUGGAUGAAGACGUGCUCGCGACCAUGGAUGUGCUCUACAUGACCAGGGUACAGAAAGAACGAUUCCCGAGGGCUGCGGACUACGAGAAAGUGAAGGACAUCUUUCGUGUAACGCCUCAAACCAUGCAACUAUGUAAGAGCUCGCUAGUCUUGAUGCACCCUCUCCCACGCGUUGGAGAGAUUGACGACCGAGUCGACCAAGAUCCACGAGCCGCUUAUUUCAGGCAAAUGGAAAAUGGCAUGUAUGCACGCAUGGCUCUGAUCGCUUUGAUAAUGGGUGUAUCGGGUGUUUCAAACCAUUGACCGACGCAUCCGCGAGAAACAAAGGAAAGUAUUGAAAUUCAAAAUUUUAA
Nannochloropsis gaditana CCMP526 is the source of this 1058-nucleotide messenger RNA. RefSeq names its product aspartate carbamoyltransferase catalytic subunit (gene PYRB). Gene Ontology annotation, biological process: 'de novo' pyrimidine nucleobase biosynthetic process; amino acid metabolic process. Gene Ontology annotation, molecular function: amino acid binding; aspartate carbamoyltransferase activity. The annotation marks the transcript as partial. The transcript has a single exon. The record is from RefSeq and is a predicted model, not a curated record.